This is a messenger RNA of Mustela erminea (ermine), 2554 nucleotides long. RefSeq names its product beta-1,4-galactosyltransferase 3-like. The coding region runs from base 6 to 1472 and encodes 488 amino acids. Gene Ontology annotation, biological process: carbohydrate metabolic process. Lineage: Eukaryota; Metazoa; Chordata; Mammalia; Carnivora; Mustelidae. The transcript is spliced from 6 exons. Gene Ontology annotation, molecular function: glycosyltransferase activity. The record is from RefSeq and is a predicted model, not a curated record.
UCAGAAUGGAACAGCAGAGGGGGCUCCUGUUAUUAUUUCUGGGGAUACAGCUGCUGCUAAUGGGGGCGUUCCUCUACCAGAACCACCACCGCCACAGCCUUGCCCUCUUCUUGCGUGUCCUGAGACGGGACAGGCCAGUGGUGGGAGAAGAGUUGCCCUUUUUGGUCUCAGUCUCUUCUGCAGGGACCUCUUCCCAGGAUGUAUACGCCAACCUCAGCGAGAUCCACCCUGUGGACCGUAGGAAGGAGGACCUGCCCAGCUGCCCCCUCAUCUCCCCCUACAUCACAGGUCACUUUAAUUUCUGCCUCCAUGGCCACCUUCUCGCUGGGUCUUCAGAUAAUCUUAUAAGGACACCAGUCGUUACAUUGAGGGCCCACCCUUAUCCAGAACUUCCACAUUCUAACCAUCUGCAUCUGCAUGGACCCUAUUUCCAAGAUGGCCCCUUGAGGGUGAUGAUCCCAGAGAACCUGACGAUGGAGCAGGUGGUGAAGAAGAACCCGCUGGUGGAGCUGGGAGGCCAGUACCAGCCUCCUGAUUGCUGGACACGACAUCACACGGCGGUCGUGGUGCCCUACUAUGGGCAAGACCAGCACCUGCAGCACCUGCUCUUCCACCUGCACCCCUUCCUGCAGCGCCAGCAACUGCACUACGCCAUCUACGUGGUGAACCAGGUGCACAACACUGCCUUCAACCGGGGCAAGCUGCGCAACGUGGGGUUCUGGGAGGCCAUGCAGGAGGAGGAAUGGGACUGUCUUUUCUUCCAUGAUGUGAACCUCCUCCCAGAGGAUGACCGCAACCUCUACAUCUGCGACAUCUUCCCUGCCCAUGUGUCUGUGGCCAUCGACAAGUUCGACUACAAGCUACCCUACCGUGGCUACCUUGGGGGUGUGUUUGCCCUGCGUCCCAUUCACUACCUGAAGAUCAACGGCUUCCCCAAUUCGUACCAGGGAUGGGAUCGUGAGGACCAUGACAUCGCUGCCAGGUGGGGGGCCCUGCUUAAGGAACCUAGCACGGGGCUGCAGGUCCCCCCAUGGUGUGGGGGACACAGGCCACUGUCGCCUGAAGGGCUGAGUGUGGCAUGGGUUCCCUGUCAGAGGCAGGCAUCUGGCCUCCCUGCCCUCUCCCCCUGUAAGGCUGCAACUGAGCGGGAUGUUUCUCUCCCGACCCCAUCUGCUCUUCGGCCGCUACCACAUGCUGGAGGGGCAGGACCCCAGCCACCAGCGGAGCCCCCAGAGCCCCGACCUCCUGGCCUCAAUCCGCCACAAAGGGCAGCAGGAUGGCAUCAACUCGUUGGGCUACAGGCUGCUCUCCAAGGAGCUGCAGGCCCUCUACACCAACCUCACCGUGGACAUCGAGUUCCCCACUCGCCGGUCCUAGGAGCCCCCGUGGCAAGCUGCGGGGGAGCUGGAGGCUGGACCAGGAUCCCCAAGACCUGGGCUGCAGGGCAGCCCUCCCAACUGGUUUCCUAUUAAAGGACAGUUUAUUUUACUCACUUCUCCUCUCCGCCAACCUUCAUCCCCACCCUUUCAUUUCCAGGCGUUAAUUCAGAGCCUCAAACUUUCAGGUUCUCUUCAUGUGGCUCUAAGUGCUGACCACACACCCACCGGCUCAUGAAAACCUGCGGUGCAGGCACUGUUAGCAUCAUUCUUUAGAAACCCAGGGCAGAGGAGCUAAACACUUGUGUGACCGACAUUUGAUCAAAUUUGGGUACCUGGCUCCUAGGCCCAUGCCCCGGAAGAGCAGGCAGCCUGGCCGCUGUCCUGUAGCAACGAAAGCGGCAAGAACAAAUGAAUAGUAAAACCUGUGAGGACGGUCCAGCCACUGAACAGACGCACGGCAGCAGGGAGAACUGAGGUGCCCACGCUCGUGUGUGGUGUAAUCCGGUGCUUCUAGAGGACAGAGUUCCCACCCGGGUACAGGAUUAUCAGCGCAGGUGGGUAUCAGGUAAUCUGGAAAGGGCCAGAUGGCGUGUAUUUCUGGCUUGCACACAGGCCACUGGAGUACAGGGGCAGUCACAGACCGCACAUCAACACAAAAGCAUGGCUACGUCCAGUAAAACUUUUAUUCCAAAGAGCAGGUGGCGAACCCUAUUUGACUGACGGCUGGUUUGCUGACUCCUGGUGUAAAUGAUUAGGAGCCUGUGUAAAAAUACAAAGAAGUCCAUACUGAAAGGUUAACACUGGUCAUUUAUGGAGCUGCUCACCAGAUGGUGGAAGUGGGAAGAAAUGAAGGCGGGGUGGUAGAACUGAGCGGGUCACGAAAGAGAAAAGGUGCACUAUGAAGGCCAGUGUAUGUUACAAAAUCCCAUUUAUACAUUUAACCAAGAAAGUACAUUCACAUGUCGAGACAGGCACACCUCGGAGAUACCGCAGCUUCGGGUAGUUUCAGGCCCCUCAAUAAAGCGAAUGUCGCAAUAAAACAUGUCAAAUGAAUUUUUGGGUUUCCCGGUGCAUGUGGGAGUCACGUCGGCACUACAUGGUAGUUUAUGAAGUGUGCAACAGCGGUACCCCUAAGGAAAGUGUGUCCUUAUUAAAAAACACUUAAAAAAAAAAAA